This is a messenger RNA of Octopus sinensis (East Asian common octopus), 1466 nucleotides long. Its product is annotated as splicing factor 45. The record is from RefSeq and is a predicted model, not a curated record. Gene Ontology annotation, molecular function: RNA binding. NCBI's taxonomy places the organism in Eukaryota, Metazoa, Mollusca, Cephalopoda, Octopoda, Octopodidae. Gene Ontology annotation, cellular component: precatalytic spliceosome. The transcript is spliced from 13 exons. Gene Ontology annotation, biological process: alternative mRNA splicing, via spliceosome; mRNA cis splicing, via spliceosome. The coding region runs from base 70 to 1311 and encodes 413 amino acids.
UUAAGUGACUUCCGGUAUAACCGGUGCUCUGGGAAGUGAACACUUGUCCUCUAUCAAUGUGUUUCCACAAUGUCCCUGUAUGAUGGAAUUGACAACAAAGAAGGUGGAGAUACUGCUGCAGACGUUGUCUCUGGUUGGUCUUCUGCCUACAAAUUAUUACAUUCUCAGUUACAAGCUAAGAAAGUAGCCUCUCUUCAAAACAAGCGACAGAAACAGACACCGACUAUGGCACCUGUUGUGGACCUAAAAAGACACGCUGACCUUACUGAUCAACCUCUACAUUUUAACCAACAGACUGGUCGCUUAGAACGAGGCCCUCCUGCUUCCUUGGGGAGCUCACCGUUUAUAGCAUCAGAACCUGUUCCAUCACUAACAGGGGUCACAGACGAGUAUGAUCCUUUAAGACCCAACGAAUAUGAAGAAAUUGUGAAAAAGAGAAGGGAACAGAGACAGAAGGAGCGUGAGGAAGAAAAAAUAAAGAAAGAUAAAGACCGUGAUGAAAGUGUUACUUUGCCAAGCCGAGGAACACCAACCUGGCCAGAACCUCCACCACCACCUCCGCCUCCUAUUGUUAACACACCAGAACCAACCAGUGAAAUGGAGCGGGGAAGGAGACGAGAGGAGGAGAACGAGGAAGAAGAGGAAUAUGAAAAACCCAAACGUCCUGCCUCUGGAGUGGCCAUACCUCCACCCAUAUCCCUUAUUGAAGAAGACACAGUAGCUAAUCCAGAAGAAACGCCAGAAGCCACACCAAACAGUGAGAGAGCGUCAUCACCGCCACCAUUAGGAUUCAGCAUAGGACUUGGUGGUUCUGUUGCUUCCAAGAUUAUGGCUAAAUACGGUUAUAAAGAAGGACAAGGCUUAGGUAAACAAGAACAAGGUAUGAGCACGGCCUUGUUUGUGGAGAAAACCAGCAAACGUGGUGGUAAAAUCAUUCAUGAAAAGGACAUGCAGAAAGAUCCACCUCGGGAUAUGACAGUUACCAAUUCCAACUUACUGAAACACCCAUCAAAAGUGAUAUUGUUGCGGAAUAUGGUUGGGUCUGGUGAAGUUGACGAUGAUUUAGAGCCAGAAACUGCUGAGGAAUGUGCCAAAUAUGGUAAAGUGGUCAAAUGCUUGAUAUUUGAGAUACCCGGGUGUGAUGAUGAAGAAGCAGUUCGUAUAUUUGUUGAAUUCGAAAGAGUCGAGUCAGCCAUAAAAGCUGUUGUUGACUUGAAUGGUCGAUAUUUUGGUGGACGUGUCGUCAAAGCCAGUUUUUAUAACCUUGACAAAUUUCGACAGUAUGAUCUUGCCGAAGAACAAGAGUUUUGAAGUUUGGGGAUUCAAUCGGUUAAGUAUUCAAUCCCAUAACAUCCGGCCUCAUUUGGAACAUUGAGGAAGGCGAAUAAAAUGAAGAGACCACAAGAAGAACAGAUGGAAAGAAAAACAAAAAAAAGAAAAUCCAAUGAAAGACAAAAAAAAAAGGG